Molecule: messenger RNA, 1073 nt
Organism: Culex quinquefasciatus (southern house mosquito)
Lineage: Eukaryota; Metazoa; Arthropoda; Insecta; Diptera; Culicidae
Product: transmembrane protein 179
Exons: 3
Coding region: 119-856 (245 amino acids)
Source: RefSeq, a predicted model, not a curated record
AACAAAAACAUUAUCGCUCCCGUGCAAUCGCUUUGUCAGCAGCGAUUUUCAUCGACAUUGUUGUUGCCUCGAAUAAUUUAGUUUAGUGAAAUCCGUGCCAACUGGUUGCGUUCGAAGGAUGGCCCUGUCCAACGUGCUGAUCCUGAGCCAGGUGGCAGGUCACGUGUUUGCCCUCAUCCUGUCGCUGUGCAUUUUCAUUCCACUGUCGGUUCAUGUCCACUCGUUUAGUGGUCACUGUUUGCUGUUUGCCACCGGAACUUGGCAGGAAUCGGACGGACUGUUCGACGUCAGGUGGGCCUCGGAGACCUACUGCAACUAUCCGAUACUGGUUGGAGUGGCCCUGUUUAUCGUGUCCGGAGUGCAGAUCUAUCGAUUGGCCAUUCUGGUUUACCGCGAGCUGGAGAGUUCCUUCCUAGCCCUAUUCUUCGACGUAGUCUUCGGAAUAACCCUCUGCGCAAUGACCAUCGUGGCCGCCAUCAUCAUCACCCUCGGCUUCAUGACCUGGUGCUCGGACAUGACCGAGCGUUUCCCCAGCUGUGACGUCGCCGACGGCCAGAACAUCACCAACGUCGAGCUGAACAUUCAAACGUCCGGUUUCUACAUCGAGAUGGGAACCGCCCAGUUUGGCGCCUGGGCUUCGUUUGCCGUCUGGGUUGGGCUGUCGGUGUUUGCGCUGCUCAAGCUGAUCAACAACCACCAGCUGCGCAACAUGAAGGUCUCGAUGUACAUCGAACGGCAGCGGCUGGUCAACGAGGACGUCUAUCGGGGCACGACUUCGGAGGUGCCGACCGGCGGGGACGUGGAGGGAGGUUCGAUUAGAGGCGUCGGUUCUCCUGGCGAGAAUCCGAUCGACUAAGUUGAUAUUGGAAGAGAUAUAUAAUAUAUGAUAAGAAGAAACAAAAUGCAAAGUGAACAAAACAUUCGCAAAAAAAAUAAUUUUUCUUUAUUUAUUAGAUCUGGAAGUUGAUAAUGCAUGGUUUUUCUUCCAUUACGAUACGCAACUGUGGUGUAAACUUUAAGAGUUGAUGACAAAUUAUGUACUAUGUUUAGAAAAUAAAAAUCCUAGAAAAAAA